This is a messenger RNA of Orycteropus afer afer, 507 nucleotides long. Its product is annotated as interleukin 36 gamma. The coding region runs from base 1 to 507 and encodes 168 amino acids. NCBI's taxonomy places the organism in Eukaryota, Metazoa, Chordata, Mammalia, Tubulidentata, Orycteropodidae. Gene Ontology annotation, biological process: positive regulation of gene expression; inflammatory response to antigenic stimulus; cellular response to lipopolysaccharide. The transcript is spliced from 4 exons. Gene Ontology annotation, molecular function: cytokine activity; interleukin-1 receptor binding. The record is from RefSeq and is a predicted model, not a curated record.
AUGACAGGCAUUCGAAGAAACCCUGGUCAUACACCAUCCUAUCCUCAGGUGAUGAUUCAUCCUCAGACUGUGCAUAUCUCAGAUUUGAAUCACCAGGUGUGGAUCGUUCAGGGUCAGACCCUUGUGGCAAUUCCACAGAGUGAAAAUGUAGUUCCAGCCACUGUCACUCUUGUCCCAUGCAAGUAUCCAGAGCCUUUAGAGCAAGGCAAAGGGACUCCAAUUUAUUUGGGAAUAAGGAAUCCAGAAAUGUGUCUGUCUUGUGAGGAUGUUGGAGGUCAGCCCACAUUGCAGCUGAAGACAGAGAAUAUACUGCGUCUGUACAACGAACCUGAGCCUGUGAAGCCCUUCCUCUUCUACCAUGACAAGAAAGGAAGAACUUCCACCUUCGAGUCUGUGGCCUUCCCUGGCUGGUUCAUUGCCUCCUCAAAAAUAGCCCAACCCAUCAUCCUCACUUCAAAACUGGGGGAAGCCUACAACACUGAGUUUGAUUUAACUAUAAAACUUUGA